AUGAUUGCUCCUGCAUCGGUCGCGUCUCCUACGAUCGAGGUUAGGAUGCCUGCCUUUGCCGAAUUCACCCAGCAAACCAACAGGCGAGCCCUGAUUGCUCACUUCACCAAUGUGCUGUCCCACCUCAUUGUUCUGCGUGAAGAUGAGGGCAACCCGUUCCAACGGCUCGUUUUACCCAUGUCCCAGAAGAGCCCGGCGGUCUCGAAUGCAAUCUUUGCCUUGGCAUGUGCCCAUCUGGAGCACCGAGGUGUCCACAAUAGCGAGAAGAGCGUCUACUUUCACAAUCAAGCAAUCCAUGGGUUGACUGCUCUGCUGGCAAAGGGGUGCGAUGCAAACAGGAACGAGCUAUUGGCCGCCAUUAUCCUCUUGAUUUACUACGAAGUGCUUGUCCAGAACGGGCGUUCAAACAUUGUCGACGGUCACUUGAAGGGGGCCAUGGCAGUCAUGUGUAGCAGCCAAGCACUGUCUGACCCGACGGCCGUCUUCUUGGAAAGGGCAUUUCGAUUCUACGAUGUCAUCGCGGCAUUGUCGUUCGACUCUACGCCGCUCCUGCCUGCGCCCGAGAGCGGGAAUUUCGCCAUGUUCCCUCCCGUCAACUGUCGCGGUGCUACCGUCCCUGAUGGAAACGUCGACACGCUGCUUGGGAUGGCCACUUCCUUAUGGCCCAUCAUCUACCGGCUCUCGACCCUCGGCGGCCUGAAACGGAAACUUGCUUUGGCUGAGCUGCAGGGCGAUGAAGCAGAGACGGCGAUGCUGCGAGCGGAAUUCGAGAUGACGGCAUCCUCGGUAGAGCUUGCCCUGGAAGAGUGGGUGCUCCCGACAGACGAAUCUUUGCCCAAGGAUACGGAGAAUCCUAUCCUGGCUGGGAUUUCAGCGCAAAGGCAGAUGCAGAGCAUCCUCAACAGCGCCAUGGCUUAUCGACACUCUGGAUUUGUCUACCUUUACCGCAACAUCUACGGCUACGACCGGCGUCAUGCCGUGGUGCAGCACCAUGCGCACAUCAGCCUCACCCACUGUGUUGGUACGGUCAAGAAUAAAGGCCCCAUGGGGGCUCUGCUGUGGCCGCUCUUUGUGGCUUCCUGCGAGGCGGUUGACGAAGCCGACCGAGAGCUUUCCAGGCAGGCGUUUGCGGCGGUAUGUGAACGACAGGGCAUGACGAAUAUCGAGCGAGCAAGGUGCAUCAUCGAAGAGGUCUGGAGACGAGCAGACUGUGGUGAAGAUGAGAAUGACUUGGUUUUACAUUUGGGCGAGCAGAAGAGCGAUUUAUGGAGAAGGGUCAGCCAAGACAUGGGAGUCACAGUGGUCUUUGGGUAG
This is a messenger RNA of Trichoderma citrinoviride, 1314 nucleotides long. RefSeq lists its product as hypothetical. The record is from RefSeq and is a predicted model, not a curated record. Gene Ontology annotation, cellular component: nucleus. Gene Ontology annotation, molecular function: DNA-binding transcription factor activity; transcription cis-regulatory region binding. Lineage: Eukaryota; Fungi; Ascomycota; Sordariomycetes; Hypocreales; Hypocreaceae. Gene Ontology annotation, biological process: positive regulation of transcription by RNA polymerase II. The transcript is spliced from 3 exons. The coding region runs from base 1 to 1314 and encodes 437 amino acids.